AUUAACGAGAGGCGCGUUUUAGCAGAAGGAUACCGGAGUGUUUCGACAAUUACUGUAAUGUACGAGUAUAGAGCUGAAUUUUCGUAGGUGAUUGUGGUUACUACAGUUUCCAGGACACGGUUUCUUUUCUGCAGUCUUUUUAAACGAGCUAAGCAGCGAGAAAUGGCAGAACAUAUAAUGAUGUCAGUGAAUCCCGGGCGAUUUCCUGAUGGUACAAACGGACUUCAGAACUAUCGCAUGGGUAUAAACGGACUGCAGAGCCCUCAGCAUGCGCAGCCGGGGUUAAGGCGAGAUCACCCGGGCACCCAGCUUCUGCACUACGGCGGGACCAACAUGGACACAAGCGGAGGCAUGAGGUCCCGUCCUGGGCUCGGUAAUAUGACCGGACAAAUGAGCCAUCAUCAGAUGCCCGCUAAUGUAAUGUACAGCAGCCAGCAACAGCAGUUUCUAGAGAGUCUCAAUCCCCAGCAGUUAAUGGCAACAGUGCAUCUGCAGAAACUGAACAAUCAGUAUCACGGCCAUCCGCUGAUUGGUGUGAAUAAUGGAAUGGCUCAGAGCAGCCAACAGUAUCGGAGUGCCCUGAACCAGAACCAGCUGCCCGGUAUCCAACACGCAGCGCCCCCUUCCCUCUCCUUAAACGUUAUGGACACUGAUCUCAUCGAUGAGGAGGUUUUGACAUCGCUUGUGUUGGAGCUGGGCUUGGAUCGCAUUCAAGAGCUGCCUGAGCUGUGGCUGGGACAGAACGAGUUCGAUUUCAUUUCAGACCUUGUCAAUAAACAGCAGCCAAGUACUGUGAGCUGUUGAGAGCCUGUUACGGUGGGACAACAAAGAUAGUUUGGAUCGCCGGUUACAAGCAUCGGAAAUAUUGCACUGUAAAGGGUCGACUCCUUCUGGAGAGUGUUGAGGCUCGCUCUCUCUCUCAUUCUCUCUCUCUCUCUCUGCCUCUGACGCCCAAAAGCGUUGCUCUUUAAAGAGACAUCUGCCCUUUUUGUUUGUUCUUUCAAAGUCCGCUUAAACUACGCACGUCUCGUGAAAAAAUAUCUGCAUCAAAAAUAUUCCCCAAGAUUGUUUGAAGAGAUUUUAAACUGAUUUUAUUACAAAGGUACUUUAAUGAAAAGUAAUCACAUCGACUGAAUUCAACCUAAUUGAUUUUUAAAUGCGCUGAUUUAUUAGCAUGGGUUACCUUUUUCGGAUGAGACUAUAAGGGGCAUUGUUUCUUUAGAGUAACAGCGAUCCAACUCGCAGGGAUACUUGAGACUCCAGUCGUAACUUUCACCAUUGUUCCGACGUAAAUUGGAAACUCUGUCUGCAACAACAGGGGUAUUAAAUGUAUUGUGUAAAAGUAUUUUUAAACAAAGUAGCUUCAGAGAGUGGCACCCCCGGAGCUGUUUGACUGAUGCAAUCGUGUAUAAUUUUAACUAUUAUGACCAAGACCAAUAUAAAGUAGAAUUGUACUUUAUGUUUGCUGGAUUUUUUUGCUUUGGGAGUGCUUACAUUUUGUCUACUGCCGGUCGCUUCCGCCACCUCCUGUUCUGGAUAGCAAGUUGCAGCUCCUCAUUGUUGAUCGAUGAAGCGAGACUUUUAAAGCAAAACCACAAAAUAAUAAAGACGUUUCAUUUAAAGUUACUCGAA
This is a messenger RNA of Pristis pectinata (smalltooth sawfish), 1632 nucleotides long. It is a transcript of the gene cited4b, whose product is annotated as Cbp/p300-interacting transactivator, with Glu/Asp-rich carboxy-terminal domain, 4b. Bases 163 to 804 code for a protein of 213 amino acids. Gene Ontology annotation, cellular component: nucleus. NCBI's taxonomy places the organism in Eukaryota, Metazoa, Chordata, Chondrichthyes, Rhinopristiformes, Pristidae. The record is from RefSeq and is a predicted model, not a curated record. Gene Ontology annotation, biological process: regulation of DNA-templated transcription. The transcript has 2 exons.